Molecule: messenger RNA, 963 nt
Organism: Cladophialophora carrionii CBS 160.54
Lineage: Eukaryota; Fungi; Ascomycota; Eurotiomycetes; Chaetothyriales; Herpotrichiellaceae
Exons: 2
Coding region: 1-963 (320 amino acids)
Source: RefSeq, a predicted model, not a curated record
AUGUUCUUCCCCAAAGCAGCCCUGGUCUUUUCUUCGCUCGUCCUCCUCGCCACCGCCAAACCGUCCGAGUCUGAUGCCAGCUCCAAAGGCCUCUCCCCCAACCCGGGCCACGGGCGCACCCUCAACCCAUCGUCCGCCAAGCUCAUGUUCAAGCGGGACCUCACCAAGCGCUGCACGGGGACGUGCGAGGAGUGUUUCGGCGACGGGUAUACCCUGUGCCCAGGCUCGGCCAUCUACUGCUACCUCCCCGGCGACUCGUCGUACGGGCUAGAUUCGUGCUCCAGCGACAGCAGUUCGUCCUCCUCGUCCGAUUCCGACACGUCCAGUUCAGACACAACGGGGAUAGACGACCUGUGCUACGAAGUGGGCGCGACGUGCCAGAGCUGUUUUGGCUCCUCGUACCUCGAAUGUCCCGACGGGUACCAUUGCUACGACCCCACCGAUCCGCAGUACGAUACCUGUCCCGAGGAUAGCACCAGCAGCUCGGGCGGCAGUUCCACCAGCGGUGGUAGCGGCGGCAGCAGCACCAGCAGCGGCGGCACCACGGAGACGACAUCUAGCUGUGCCGCGAAAUGGGGCGCGGGAAACAUCCCGUGCGGCUCUGAUGGAUGUUAUAACCCUGAUAUCGGCGAGAGUUGUUGCGCAGGAGGAUACUACUGCGACGCAGGCUACACCUGUUCCAGCACCCUCGGCAAAUGCAGCCCCGACGACGACAGCAGCGGCAGCGGCAGCGGCAGCGACGGAAGUCUCCUCACGACCACCACCUCGUCCCCAACGUCGACCAGCGGCCUGUUGAACGCCGAGGCGACGACCGCAACAUCGACGGGCUCGUUCGGCUCGUCAACCACGGGCGUCAGCCAGAUCAGCAAUAGCGAUACCGACAGUAGCGACGCGAAUGGCCUGGUCGUGGGCCGGGGACUAUUGGUCGUCGCGGCUGCCGGGUUGGGUGUCUUGGUUAUGUGA